CGUCAAUUUCCCCUUCUCUUCUUUAUAUUUUACCUUCCUCCGUUUCCAGUGUUCUGCUGUCGAUGUAGACCAGCUUUUUUUUGAGAAACGGUUUUCUGUGGUGGAGCCCUGCACGCAUACAGACAGAUGCGCGCGAAGCACGGAGAGGAGACAGACAACGACGUUAACGGUAGGAAUGAACGGAAAAUGCUGUGCGCCAGCAGUGGCAGCUGUGAUAUUACCAAGAACUCAGUGAUCCGCACGACGAGAGAAGAGAAGCCCCGCUGCAGCAACGAGCCUCUCCCGAAGUGAUGGGCAGUCAAGAGCAUCAGCUGAGAAAGAGAGGAGAGUUUAUAGUGUGUGUUAGAGACAGGUGUGUAGUAUGUGUGCAUGAACUGUACUGACAUACUGGCGACCCAAAGAACCGCAGCAGACAGACAGCCGGCCUGGAUAAACUCUACCAGAAUGGUCCUCAACCCUUCAGGAUAUAGGUCUGUGACUUCAGAGGAACACACAUAAACACAGACAAACAGAGAGAGGGAGAGAGCUCCCUAACCUCUCCGAAGAGGAUCACUGGGGCCCAACACUGACACUCUCACUUUGACAUUAUCAUCGCUGUCGCCCUGGGUGGAUGAGCCGCAUGUCUGGACGCCUGCGGUCGGGGGGAGGGGGGAGGGUGGGGUGUGACGGCAGGGCCGUAGUGGAGGAGCAGGGGUGCGAGGGGUCGCGGGUGGCGUUUGAGGGGGAAAGGGCUGUAGGGGUACAGGAGGAGGUCACAGUGGAACCCAACGCUGAGGCUGGAGCUCAGGAGACCCUUGAACUUUUACCCUCCCCCUCACCCCCCUCCCUGUCUAACGGUCUUCACCUGCACAGGAGGCCUGUCCUUGGAACACGCAGACGGAGGCAGACAGAGACACACACACUCAACAACGCUCCAACACACACACCUGGACAGACCUUCAUAGUAAUGCAGACACACAAGGACAUCCAAAUGCAGACACCCGCAGAGACGUGCAUGAACACUCACACAAGUGCUCACAGACAAAUGGAUGCUCACACACACUUGGACUCUGCUGGUCCAGAGCAGCCCAGAACUGAUUCAUCACCAGAGACACACACCAGAUCACCUCAGCGACAGGUCCUCCUGCCUCUCAAUCAUUCAGCCUGCACCAAUCAGCAAGCUGCUUUCUCUCCUUGCAGCCCUGCUCCUUCACACUCUGCAAACAGAGACAUGCCCCCAGCCAUUAGCUCUGCCCCUAAUAUUAGUUCAACACCUCUAGAUCUCUCUAAACCCUCAAGAGCUACUGGUCCAAAUCCUCCAGGCCUUUCUCCUAUCGGUCCAGCCUGUCCAGACCUUUCUACUAUUGGUCCAGCCCCUGUAGACCCCUCCCCUGUACCUGUCGAAGGUGAGAGAAAGUAUGCACUUCGUAGCUCCGGUCGACCUCGCUUCCCCUGCCAGCUACGCAAGUCUUCCCGCAUCCGCCGAUGCACUGAGGAUGGAGAGAGGAGGGGAGGGAGGGAGAGCGAGAGGGAGGAGGAAGAGGAAGAGGAGAAAGAGAGGGUGAGUGUACAUGUGAAGGUAGAGCGCCCCACAGUGGAGGAGUGUCUAUCUGCAGCCUUCAAGCCUGCAGCCUCCAAGCCUGCAGCCUCACCUGCACCGGUACCUGUAGCACCACUCCCCUCAACACACCCCUCAUCACGCCCCUCUCACUCUGCCCCCCGGCCAUCGCCCAAACCCCAACAUAGAACUUCAACCAAACCCCAACCCAAAUCUUCAACCAAUGCCAAACCAAAAUCCCAACCCAGACCAUCGAUGAAAGCCUCGCCCAAACCUUUGCCCAGAUCAGCAACCAAUCCCAGACCAGCAACCAAUCCCUCGCCUCGUCCAUUGACCAAUACAGUGCCCCGGCCGGCAGUGAAGAAGGAGGAGCCUGGUGAACUAGAUCCCCUCACCAAACGGAAACGCCGGUUUGUUGGUGUGAGGCGUAUCGUGGUGAAGGUAGCUCGUAUCCCAGUCAACCUCAGCCGACGCCAGAAGAGCUACAAGAUUUCCUCCAUGGAGACAGUUGAGAAGGGCGGGGCAGGUUGUGAUGGCAGGUUGGAGGGAGCCGAGGGGGGGACAGCGGUAGUCCGAGAGCCGACUGCGCUCCUCCGUAUGAAGAACAACGGGAAGAGUGUGAUGGUCAUGUUCCCGCCUGGAGAACUUCCUGUGAUCCUGAAACGUCGCCGUGGCCGACCUCCCAAACAGGUUGUACCUGGAACGCCGGAUAAAACCACCGGUGGGAAUGGCGAGCCCAAGAAACCUCGUCGGCGCCGGCGGGCCAAGCUCCCGUCUCCGCAACCGUCGUACGUGAACGACACCAACGACGUGAAGACGGAGUACGGAGACGUUCUGUCCAAACUGGCAUUCCUCAACCGCCAACCGCCGGCCACUGGCCGCUGCUCCCCACCACGCUGCUGGACACCCAGCGAACCGGACAGCUUUCACACACCGUCCGACAACCCUGGGAUCUCCGCCCUGCUCCACCGACUCACAGGGUUCAGACGCAGGGGAGGCAGGGGGGGAGGUGUUGGAGGCAGGGGAGGAGGAGCAGGGGGAGGAGCAGGAGGAGCCGGUGGAGAGGGCUUCAAGAGCUCCUUCAGUGACUUUUUUGAGACGAUCGGGAAGAAAAGGAAAGUGACCCCCGCUCUGUCAGAACCAGGGUUACUCAAGAAACGUGGGAAGGGUGGGGGAGGCAGGGGAGGAGGGGCUGCAGGUGGGGAGAUCGGGGUUGGGGGUGAGGGGGGGAAGCCGGUUAAGAAACGACGCUCGCGCAAGAACGGGGUUCUAAAGGGGGAGGCAGGGGGGCAGCUGGAACAAGACUGGUUUAAUGGGGGAGGUGUCUGGGGGGAGGAGGGGGGAGGCAUGAGGGAGAGAGGGCCAGGAGGGUACCAGGUCUGUGGCUCCCCGAGGGGGGGCUUCCUGUCCUGUGAGGGGGGGAGAGGGAGUGCGUACGGCAGCCCUGGCGGAAGCAGAGGCGGUGGAGAGGAGGCGCAGGGUUUGUUCGCCGGAUAUUUCCGCUCCCUGCUGGACUCUGACAACUCCUCAGACCUCCUGGACAUCUCCUCCCCUCGCCCCGACCCCAGGAAACCUCCUCCCACCCUGAGCUACGACUCUUCCAGCCCUGCCCGCGGUCCAGGCCCUCGCUGGUCCCCAGCCUGCCCCAAACGCAGCCCCAAAGGAGAGCCAAGGGAGAACCCAACCCUACAUCAUCCCUCUUCCUCCUCCUCUUCAAGACCUCCUUACAGUUAUAACCUGUCCCAGAACUCCCCCACCUCCUCCUCGUUCCCCAAGUCUAACCCUCCCUCCCUCCCUCCGUCCCGCUCUCCCAGCUCCCCCCAUCCCUCCUCCUCCUCCUACGGUCACUACACGCCUGGCUAUUCCUCCUCCACUCCUGCAGGGGGCAGCACAGUGCCACAAAGACCCGCAGACUGCAGCUUCACAGCCUAUGGGGCAGCCGGGCUGAGUAAGGCCUCCACAGCCACCCCCGUGGGCCAGGGUCAGAUGGGAUAUUCCAGUUUUUCCAAGCGGGGCUAUGGGGGCUACCUUGGGCAGGUUGGACCAUCUUCUCCAGGAAGAGGGGGGUAUAUGGCCAUGGCCAAGAACAGCCCUUUCCCCUCCCCAUCUUCCCCAGAGGGAUACAGACACUACCCCUCCAACCAGUGUAACUACAGGCCGGGCUAUGGUGGCUACCCAGGAGGCUGCAGUGACCCAGGCCCCAGCGAGCCCAAAGACAUCCUGGACAUCUCCAACUACACCCCCCAGAAGGCCAAGCGACAACCCUUCCUCGAGAGUCUAUCAGAGUCCUCCUCUGACUCCUCCCACCUAGGGGUCACCGGGUCAGGAGGUGGGGUCAGUGGCGGAGGCUCGGGAUCAGGCUCCGGAGGUGGGGCUUAUAGGCAGGGUGGAGGGAGGGAGUCUCUUCCUAUUGGUGGAGAGGGAGGUCAAGGACAGUCCAGCCUAUCAAGUCUGGAGAAGCUGAUGAUGGACUGGCAUGAGAGCGCCUCAGGCCCCUCCUACAACUGGAGCCAGAACGUUCUCUUCCAGGGGCAGGGGAAGCCCAGCCGGGGGCGCAGGAAACGGAAUGCUGCCGAGCCCCAAACGGAGAAGGAGGGGGGUGGCGGACCAGGAGCAGGACCAGGGACCACCCCAGACUCUCCCAACAGCCCCCCAAGCCAGACGCAGCCCUCCACCCCAACCCAGGGUUCUGGUGGAAAACGCAGUGGAAUGGGGAGACGGCAGGCCAGGGGGGUAAGAGGAGGCAGAGGAGGGGGGCUGUCCCCAUCCCCUGGAGAGCGCCCCCCAGGGGGGAAGAAGGGUAAGGCUACUGGGGGUGGGGUUGGAGGUGGAGGGAGUGCUGCUCAGGGGGUUGUUCCAGGAAGGCCUUGACUACUACAGUGGAGACAGCAGCAGCCUCUCCCCCCUCCCUAACCCCACCUCACAUCUCGGCUACCCCACCGAGCCCUGUGAGUACCCCUCCCCGUGCCUUUACUCCGCCCAUCCCUCCACCCCGUCCUCAGAGGAGCACUACCCAGCCCUCUUCCCUGGCGAGGCUUCAUCCUCCUCUCUCUCCCCUGGAAUGACUUCCACAUCCUCCUCCUAUCCUCCCAAACUAUCCCCCGCUCCCCAGCCCUACCACCCCCCUCUCACCCCUGCUCCUCCCCCCGCCUCCUUCUCUCCCUCUUGCUCACCAUCGCCACGGUUACUGCCACACUGUGGAACAGCGCUGAGCCCCCCCCAUCGUAACCUGGCAACCGUUUCCAAGGACCACUUCCCCUCCCAGUAUGAUUCUCCCAGUUACUGUAGCUCCCCCUAUUGGUACGGAGGGGCAUCGCUCAGCAGCCCCCACGCUAACACACACACACAUGCUAAUGCACACGGCAACACACAUGUACACGCUAAUGUUAACCCUCACGCUAGCCCUAACAAUCACCCUAACACUCACACUACCGCACACAUCAACACACACACACACCCUAACAGCAACCCUCAUGCAAACAUGAGUCCACACGCACCUCAGACAAGCUUGAGCCCACACACACACCCUAACCCCAACACCAACCCACACACACACACCAACCCCAACAUCAAUACACACCCGCACAUCAACACACACCUUCAUUCAAACCAGAACCAACAUCCACAUCCACACCCCCACCCGAACACUUACCCCAGCCCCCAUCCCAACACCACACAACCCUCCCACCCUAACCUCUCCCCACACACUCACCCCCACCCUAACCUCUCCCCCACUCCCACACUCACCCCCUGCUUUAUGAGGAGCGCCCCCCUCACAGCGCCAUGCCCACGCAACCUCACAAACGGGACCUGCCUCCCCACCUCAACUCAGGGCUGCGACCAGCCCCCCUGCAGCUCUCCCCGUACCCCUCCCCCCACCCCAAGCCUCCCCUGGUGUCCUCGCCACAUUCUGAGGACAUGGGUUACCCCCCGUACCCCGGGAUGCACCCCCGCUACCACCCACAGCCCCCGCCUCGAGGAGGAGGGGUGCUCUGUCAGCUACUAGACCCCCCCAGUGAUGACAGCUUCAGUGUCACCAGCUUGUAGCUGCAGGCGCAUUAAAUCUCAACUUUUUUCAGAUUUGUAAACUUUUUUUAAGGAGAGACUUUCAGAGACAAGAUGAUGGAUCAUAAUUUAUCUCCUAACUCUGGACAGUAGAUCUUCAGUUCUCCAGCUAUGACAAUCAAAAGACAACUGCAACACACACACAAAGGCGCACACAGACACAGACACAACUGGAAAGAGGGAGUGGCCUAGAGGAGCUGUGGGAGGAGUGACAGACGCUGAGGAACAGAGAGGCGGGGCCUAAUGUAAAAAUUCCGCCCCCAACGCUAAACACACUAAUCCCCUAUCCCCGAAACCAUGCACCCUUCGCUCUGUGUGUGCUCUAUGAGAGAAGUGGACUACAGCAUCAGCUCUUGAAUUACCAGCAUCUGUACAUAGACUCCAACUCCAGCCACAGACCCAUAACCUCACCACAACAUUGAAACAGUUAAGACAACGUUACUAAUGUUCCAUCAGUGUUUUCUAACGUUCAGGCUUUUAGCCAGGACCACAGACCCACAACCACACCCAGGGGCGGACUGGCCAUCUGGCAUUUUGGGCAAAUUCCAUAUGGGCUGGUCCAUUUUAAACUCAGUGGGCCUAUCUAACUUUUUUUCACGCAAAAAGAUCACUGUUUGGCUAAUAAUGGGUGCCUCAAGGGAAAAAAGGGGCCAGUGUGUGGGCCUAUGUGUUAGAAAUGCCAGGGCCAAUUUCUGGUCCAAGUCCACAGCUGUGCUACAACAGCUCUACACAACGUUCCAUCAUCGCUUCUCUAUUGUUCUGCCAUGGUCUCUGCUCUGAUGGAAGGACUCCAGCAUGGAGACUCCACAUCCUGUGUUUCACUGUUUUUACUAGGAGGGAAAGAGACCCGACACACACUCUGACCCCAAAGAGACUGACGUGUGUUUAUUUGUGUGUGUGUAACCACGCGGAUGGACUUCUGUAUGUAUGUAUGUGUGUGUUUGGGAUCUAAAGGGGUAGAGCUCUACAUCUGAAAUGGUGGAUGGAUGAACAGGGCUUCUCUUCCUUCUUUUACUCUCUCCUUUUUUCCGUGGUCUUGUGUUGUUUGGUGGUUUUUGUGAUGAACAGUUGUAUAUGUCUGUUAAUGUCAUGAUGUAUCUACAGUGCCAAUAUUUAAAUACACUCUGAUCUGGCCAUUGGUAAA
This is a messenger RNA of Oncorhynchus keta (chum salmon), 6746 nucleotides long. RefSeq names its product AT hook, DNA binding motif, containing 1 (gene ahdc1). The coding region runs from base 611 to 4408 and encodes 1265 amino acids. The transcript has 6 exons. NCBI's taxonomy places the organism in Eukaryota, Metazoa, Chordata, Actinopteri, Salmoniformes, Salmonidae. The record is from RefSeq and is a predicted model, not a curated record.